Haliotis rufescens (red abalone) is the source of this 7164-nucleotide messenger RNA. RefSeq names its product Down syndrome cell adhesion molecule homolog. The record is from RefSeq and is a predicted model, not a curated record. Gene Ontology annotation, molecular function: protein binding. The transcript is spliced from 30 exons. Bases 1014 to 6230 code for a protein of 1738 amino acids. Lineage: Eukaryota; Metazoa; Mollusca; Gastropoda; Lepetellida; Haliotidae.
UCCCUUCAGCUGAUCGUAUCAUAACGCCACUGAGAAGGUUGCUCUGAAAUCGAUGACCUUGAAUGUGACAACUGACUAGUUUUACUUUUCUUCUAAAAGUGUUUCAUUCAACUAAGAAACACAUCAACACUUUCACUGUUCUUGGUACAACAUCGAGACAAAAGUGCAAACUAAUUAACCGGGACUAGUUCAUGUGUAGUGUCGUGUCCGUUUCAAGUCCAUUUCCAGACAAAGAAACGUGUUCCUACGAGGUUCCCUCGUAAUCAGAACUGCUACAUAUUGAACUGUGUAAUAAUAUAACAAUUUGUUCUUUCAUACUUAGGAUGAUUUCAAAGUAUGUGAGUCAAGUCAGUAUGUGUAGUUUGAGAGUAGUCCCUGAACUAAACAUUACAGAUGUGAUGCUGAAUGCUGUGUAUAUUGAUUUGUCAACGGGUCGAACAAUUCACUCUACAUAUACAAAAGGAAAACUUCCAGUCCCCGAAGCAGGUGACUGCUAUACUGCCGACAGCUGGUUACACACCCUUCCUCCGCGUGUAUUGUAUGUAUAAUAAUGUCACACACUCGCGUCUAUGCCGGCUUCGAUUAUACACUGCGCCAUGUGGUCUCAACAAUAACGUCGAUAUAUGAACAAAUAUGUUAUUGCAGUUUUCCACCUAGUCAUGUGGUAUGCACGUAUUUGCGCGUUUAAUUUCGGACUAACUGGCGACAUGGAUAUACUGAUGUGACAUUAAUUUUCUCAAUCUCGAAUGAGUCAGUGAUUGGCUGCUCUAAAAGAUUUACGAUAAUCAUUCUAAGUGUAAAAAGGCAAAAAAGAAUGAGAAACAUUGUGGUUGAGUGGAAGAAAUCGUCGCUUAUGAAUGGACUCUUGCUCACCGAGUGUCAUAACCAGGCGUGUUGAGGGUCGCGCUGUUGAGUUGGAAUCCCAUGUUCAUGGAUGUACAGUAACACCAUGAAGAUCAACAUUGAAUGACUUCGGUGUGGAUGACCACCAUCAUCACAUUCUUUCAUCAGCCAUGUAUUCCCGUGGAGGCGUUGUCCUUGCAUGUCUGUUGCAUGCAGCAAUUGCAUUUCAGUUCACGAGGGAGCCGAGUGAUGUCGUUGUUGGACUUAACAGUUCCGUCUGGUUUGACUGUAAGGCAACAGAUGAUGAUAUAAAGAUUGUUUACUACAGCUGGCGGUUUAGAGACGCUGACCUUGUCCCCGAUGAGAACACCGAGAUCCAUGCUAACGGCAGUCUUCUGGUGAAAAAUGUUCAGAUGCACAACGCCGGGGCCUAUGGCUGCAUCGCCCUCACAGGGAGGCAAAGCAUUUACUCCAGACUAGCAAACCUCACACUAGCUACCUUGCGGCCCUUUACAGUUAUGCCUGUCAGCGGCACAGCAAGAGUAGGGGUAUCAACUUCCCUGGAGUGUGCCGUGGAGAGUGUACCCCUACCGGUCAUUGAGUGGGUAAAGAAUGGCUUGAUGAUCACGUCAGGGGACGUAACACAGACUGGAUAUAGAAGCAGACUGACUAUCUCGACUGUCACAUACACAGACCAAGGAUACUACAGCUGUGUGGCCACGAACACAUUCCUCCACCAGACUGCCAACAGUAGCCAGGCAUUUCUCACAGUUGAAGGCAAACCUGUUCUGGUGCAUCCCCCUGGAAACUUGACUGUUCCUGAGAUGUAUACGGCAGUGUUCGAUUGUAUCGUCAUAGGUAACCCCCGACCCAAUGUGGAUUGGCUCAAGGUUAAUCUGAACGGUGUCCAAACUCAACUGCCGCUCCAAGGAAGAAUAUCUAAAUACCCAAACGGGACGCUAGUAUUACGUGGCGCCAUUAAGGACGAUACAGGAAGAUACACUUGCCUUGCCCGGAACGGUUUUGGGGAGGACAGUGCUACCGCCAGUCUCGCCGUAGAAGGACCAGCACAUGUGCCAGUGAUAACUAUAUUUCCGAAUAGCAGCUUGACAACGGAGUUAGGGUCUGCUGUCUUAUUGCAAUGUUUCGCAGACGGGAACCCAACUCCUCGUAUCAACUGGAAGAAGGCUAACGGCUCGCUCUCCUCCAACGUGGCGGUGACAGGUGGGGAGCUGGCUUUGCCUGCUGUCAAGAGGGAGGACGACGGGGUAUACAUUUGCGUGUCUAUCAACGAUCUUGGUCGAACACAGAAAAACCUUACACUUUCUGUACAGUAUGGUCCUGACUUGGAUGAAGGCCCUGUCAGCCAAGAGGUUGAGCUGGGAUCAGCUGUAGUGUUAGCUUGUGCGGCUACUGCAAACCCUCCGCCUGUGUACACCUGGGACACACCUGCAGCAGGUAACGUGAGUGUCUCCAGUGGCAGUGUUGGUGGAAUGAAAGUAACUGAUGAGGGUAGUCUACAAAUUGAAAAAGCCAGCCCCUCCCACCAUGGCACUUACACGUGUGUGGCAUCAAACAGGAUCGCAGCCAUCACAACAUCAGCUGUUCUCAGUGUGAAAGGACCCCCGAUCUUUACAUCAACACCAGCUGGCCAGUUGGUCAGUGCUGGGGAGACGGUCGAAUUCACAUGCAAGGCGUCUGGUUAUCCAUCUCCAAGUAUCUUGUGGACCAAAGGUGGUCAACUGUUACGUACUGGUGACAAAUAUGAGGUGGCGGCAAGUGGAACCUUGACGGUACGAAGGGCAGGGAAGGAGGACGCGGGUAUCUACAGAUGUUUCGCAAAGAAUACAGCAGGACAGAUAGAUGCUCCAGCAACUCUAAAUAUCAUAAAAUUUCCAUAUUUCGAGCUACCAUCGUCCAAUCUGACGGUAGGUUUAGGUGGCGAUGCUAAACUGGACUGCCGAGCCAUGGGGGACCCAGUCCCUACACAGAAGUGGGAACGGAAUGGCAGUGCUGUGAUUAUAGAUGACAACAUGCAAUUGUUCACCAACCACACACUGUUGAUAGAUGACAUACGGACCUAUCAGUUUGGAGAGUACACUUGUGUGGCGGUAAAUAUGGGUGGAGUCAAUUCAACAACACUUACAAUAAUCCCCGGGGAGUUUCCCUACCUCAUCACCAGACCCACGAACGCCACCUCUAUUCUGGGGACCAAUGUAACGUUGCAGUGUAGGGGACAAUCCGGGAAUCCCUUCUCUAUGCGAUGGGCGAAAACCAGUGUAGGUGACGGCCAAGGGAGUAUCAAUAUCAGGAGCAACACCGAAGAGGAGCAGACAGCAAGAGUGACAGUAAAGAGGAAUGGAGACCUGCAGUUUAUUAGUAUCAGAAAGUCUGACGAAGGGUGGUACACGUGUUCCGCCGUAAACAAAGAGGGUAACGUGACAGCGGAUCCCGUCUACGUACGAGUGCACACUCCGCCUCAAAUACUGUCCACCAACAGUCCAGUGUCUGUUCUCGCAAAGAGUCAGGUCAAACUCAGCUGUAAUGUCUCGGGUGACCCUGCACCAACCUUAAAGUGGAAGUCACCUGCGGGAACGCAGGUCACCCCGAUCACGGUUAAAUACAUACCUGCAGGCUUGGAUCUCACCAUUACAUCUGUUGAUUCAAGGGAAGAUGGGGGAUGGUGGACGUGUGAGGCAUGCAAUGUGGUGGCAUGUGCGAUGGGUGGAGUACAACUUCUCAUAGAAGGAGAGCCGGUGAUACGCACUGACCAAUCUCUGCGGAAUGCUACAACCAUUGCAUUGGUGUGCCGGGCGUUUGGACUGCCUAUCCCCAACUUAACGUACUCACGAGGGUCUACAGUCAUUGACAGGUCUACUCUUGGACACAGAGUGGAGGGGCAAUGGCUCUACAUAUCGGCGUCCUCCCUGGGAGACACAUAUACGUGCACAGCAGAAAACAGACAUGGAUCAAGCACCAAAACAUUUACGAAGCCUGACCCUGGACCCUCCCUCACGUCAAUCAAUGUCACAUCAAGGGAGAUAACUGUCACCUGGGAACCUGUUAAGGUAUCUGGCAAUCUGUUUGUGACGGGAAGCCAUCUGAAAUACAACCAGGCGAGUGCGACUUCAGCGACUGUUUCCGAAGUCUCCAUGUUGCUGGGCCACCGAGUGACUGGGCUAUUGCCGUACACAACCUAUGUGUUUGCUGUUUCUGUAACCAACGUCUUGGGAACAGGAUCGUACGGUCACUCGCUCACCAUAACAACGCGAGCAGAAGCCCCUACCUCUCCUGUUGCCGUGGCAGCACGUGUGUUGAAUUCAACAGUCACUGUGACAUGGUUCCACUCACUCCACCUCUAUGGAAACAUUGAUGACGUUGAGUACCAAGUUUCCCUGGUGGCAAGGGGACCCAGUGGCGAAUAUGACACUCAAGUCAAGCAACAGACCCAAUCUGCCAAAAAUACACUUGAAGCCAGCAUUAAUGCCGAGUACGGUUCUUACCAGGUGUCUGUGAGAGCAAUCAACAGCCUCAUCAACAUGAGCAGUGACCCCACAAGUGUCAUGGUGAAUGUGUACAAACCAGCUCCCGUGUUUGUACCACAGAUCACAGUUUCCCCCAUCGACCACCAGUCACUAUCCGUCAGAUGGAAUACAUCUACCACCAACACGCCAGAAGACGUACGGGGCUACGUGAUCUACUACAGGAAGCUCGACAGAGACGACAGGGAAUAUUCCGUGGUGACAGUUGACGGUGCUGCGAAACAUACUGCUCUCAUCUCUAAUCUAGAGGAACAAACUACAUACGAGGUCAAAGUAGCAGCUGUAAACGUAGGAGGCCAAGGUCCUUUGUCUGGCGCACAAUCAACAAAGACCAAACUGAAGCUGUUCAGUUUAGCAGCAUACAGUGGGGUGGACAUGGGUACCAGCGGCCAGAUGCUCGCUGUGCUUGCUGGUUGCAUAUCGCUUUUGCUGCUGCUACUGGUUAUUAUCUGCUUAUGUUUACAACAUCGUCGGCUCAAGAAGAUGGACAGCGUAUCUUUCCUCAAACCGUCGCACAGACUAGAUAGGUUUUACCUAGAAAAUCCCAAGGGUCUGUACAGAGACAAACCCAGACGUCGGGGAGCCAGCACAGCGGGCAGGGGAUUAUACACUUUUACAAACACUGGCUAUUUGUGGGGCUAUGGUGACGGGAUAUCAACAGACAGCGAUGUAGAAUUAGUUAAAACAACGUGGCUUCCGGAGGCUGGCAGAUAUAAUACAACACUUGUCGAGGCACAUCGUGGCGAUGAACGUGGCAUCAGUCGUGUGAAACCCCCACCACUAGGAGAGAUCGAGAUUCUCCCGGACAUUAGAAUCUAUGACAACGCUGACGUCUAUACUUCGGCUGCCAAUGCAGACUCUGGUAUAGCCUAUGACAUGUCUAGCAGUACCGAAAAUUCGGAUGUUCUGGAUAAUUUCAUCCUCCAACCAACGCAUGCAGUUUUACAGUUUGAGGGAACGUCUGGUGAUACAAAUCGUGACCGGAAUUGGGACACAUAUUCUGCAAACAGUGUGACUCUGGAUGUACAGCAUUUUCAGGAGUUAGUCCAACCAUCAUCGCGCUCAGAUACCUCCCCAUCUGGCCAUCAGCAGUUGUGUACUAAUCCAACCCUUGCCAAUCCUUGUCAACAGUACAUUAUAUCAGGAGAUGAGAAUGUUCCCAAUUCACAGUGGGACCUUUCGGUCCUUCCAUCCGAGGCAACUGAGACUACUGAUGUUAUCAUAGAAUCCUCUCAGAGUCCUCUUGUACGAGAUUCCAAUGAUCCUUUGUUGGUGGGGGAACCAGCAUAUGGUUAUAGACACGGCGACCUUGCACACCAGGGCGUGGAGGAAACAACACUUAAAGAGUAUGACUCACUAGAAUCCUCGGGAGAACAUAGGAGAAAGGACACCUUAAUUACAACUGCUAUGGAAGGAGAAUCCAAUGCAGAAGAUGCAAUAAACACAACUCCGGAGCUUAUUGAACAUGUGGCACUUGCUGUGAAGGAAGGACCUAUCGAAGAUGGCGUAUUGGUACCACAGCCACUUAAUGUAACCAAUAUGACACCAUUAGCAACCGAUCGUUUACUGUCACAAAGCAAUGUGGUAGAAGAUAAUGCCGCCUCAUGUGAUGUGCCGACCUAUGUGAGCUCGGCCCGUUUACAGCUCCAUGUGGGUGGUCCAACUGAUAGCAUGCCACAGAGAAAUGCAGACACAGACAUUGAUGAGUUUAUUGAGAAUGCUCCUGAUCCGGAGUCUGAUGGGGCGAGUAUACACUCUUCAGACCUGUUCACAGACAGCGGGGAUGAAACUCAGGCACCACUGUUCAUGUAUGACCAGGACAAGAAAACAGCUGUGUUGUAUUGAUGUAUACACUGGCUGUCCAUGUAUUGACGCGGUGUUGUAUUGAUGUAUACACUGGCUGUCCAUGUAUUGACGCGGUGUUGUAUUGAUGUAUACACUGGCUGUCCAUGUAUUAUGCAGUGUUGUAUUGAUUCAUACACCGACUGUCCAUAUAUUGAUGCAGUGUUGCAAUGAUGUUUACAGUGGCUGUCCAUGUAUUGAUGCAGUGUUGCAAUGAUGCAUUCACCGACUGUCCAUAUAUUGAUGCAGUGUUGUAUUGAUUUAAGCAAUAACAGCUUUGUUGUGAUCUCCUCUUGACAUAACAUAUGACAUUAUUAUGAUUCACUGCCACGGUUUGGAGAACAUUUGACACGAACAGAGGCUAAAAGAAUCUGUCCAAAUUAUAUAUUUAGUCACAUUACCAGUGGCAACCCAAUCGCAGUGUUGAUACAUGUUUGCCAGAGAAACUCAACAUCAACAAUAUUUCACACCUAGCGAAUCCACUGUGACUGCCAGUGUUGUCCUCUAUUGAGGCUUGCCGGCCAGGGUAUACUGAAUUACUUCCAUUCUGAGCCAUACUAGUUCCGGAUACCAUGACUGUAUAUAUGUGUAUAUAUAUAUAUAUAUCCUUGCCAGUGGAAUUUUGCUUUCACACAAUGAAUAUCUGACUUCCGAUAUUAAUGGAAUAGUAUGUGCAGUCGCAAGCAUUUGCCCAGGCAUGUUGGAGAUCAGGCAGUUCCCCAUGUUUGUUCAUGAUGUGAAAGUAAUGUUUCCGAAUAUACAUUAUUUUGAUUGUGAAUCUGAAUGUCCAUUGUAUGAACUAUUUAGGCCACUUAGACGUUAGUCUCCUCAUUGCCAUAUAAUAAUAACAUAUUUUCACUCCAGUGUUUAGUAUUUGUUUUGUAUUUGUAAUGUUUUCACUUUAUAAUAAAUGAUUGCAUAUUAUUUGAUGACAGAA